Messenger RNA from Suillus bovinus, 1076 nucleotides. Its product is annotated as histidine phosphatase superfamily. Bases 144 to 950 code for a protein of 268 amino acids. Gene Ontology annotation, cellular component: cytoplasm. The record is from RefSeq and is a predicted model, not a curated record. The transcript has 12 exons. NCBI's taxonomy places the organism in Eukaryota, Fungi, Basidiomycota, Agaricomycetes, Boletales, Suillaceae. Gene Ontology annotation, molecular function: phosphatase activity.
CUCGUGCCGAAGCUUGGAGCUGCCGUCAAACGUUGGCAGUAUAUUUUGAAGUUCAAGUUCAGACACAGACAAUUAGCUCUAAGUUGAUUGUUAUAGUGAUUCCAAUUUCCCCACAAAAAUCUCUUCUAGAGUCCCGAUACACCAUGUCCCGGAGGUCUUAUGAGGUGGUCGAAGGAUUCUUUGUGCAAGAACUUGGCGCUCGUUACGGUCAAGGCGAAGCUCUUCCUGCUCGGUUUGGGCUGAUAGAUCGUUCCGAGGAUAGAUGGAAGACGCUCAGAGAAAAGAUUGACCAGCUUAAUACGUCUUCUCCCGUCAGCACGCAGUACAAGGUGUUUUUCGUGGGCAGACACGACAACGUAGCCGAGGCGAAGUAUGGCACGGAGAGAUGGAACAACUAUUGGUCGAAGGAAAACGGCGAUGGAGAAUUGAUCUGGGGACAAUUGACGACACUUGGCAAGGGUCAAGCAGAAGCGGCCCAUAACGCAUGGAAAGAAGAACGUAGAUUUGACAUUCCCCUUCCGGGGAAGCUCUACUGCAGUCCUCUGACACGAGCUAUCCAUACAAACAAGAUAACAUUUGACUCCAUUAUACCGGAUUCGCAGCGAACCAUGAUCAUCGAGAACCUUAGAGAAACAACUGGCGUCCAUACCUGUGAUAAGCGAAGAACACGCACUUAUAUCGAACAAACUUUCCCUAACUUCGACAUAGAAAAGGAGCUCGCAGAAGAGGACGAACUAUGGGACCCUGAAGUGAGAGAAACCCACACACAAAUCGAUGUCCGAAUGAGGCACGUACUGGAAAUGAUUUUUGACAGGGACCAGGAUCAAUUCAUCUCGUUCACUGCUCAUGGGGGCAUCGUUAGUGCAAUGCUGCGGGUCGUGAACCACAAACAAUACAUUUUACCCACUGGAGGGGUUAUACCGAUGGUUGUCAAAUCGUAUAUAUCUUAGAAUUGCUUGGGGAAGUCAUUGCUCGAUACUUUGAGGAUGAUACCACACAGUGGUUGGAGAAGCGCCGCUGAAUCGUACCCUGAUAUUGCUUUUGUCCUGCUGGAUCUGAAACGAACGUUCACACUG